AUGGAACAAAAAAAAUAAACAAAAGAGGCAAAGAGGAAACAGAUCAGAAACAGAUAAGCCACCGUGAUUCAGCAAUCAAAUUUAUUGGAAAUUGAAUCCAACUGCUCCUGUCUGAUGUUCUUCGAUUUUUUCAGGCAACUUAUAUUCAGACAGCAAAAAAUGACUGAUCGAAGUAGCAUAAAGAUCGAAUUCGCUGUUCAGAUAUCCGGCAUCAAGUGCGCAGAUAAAAUCCGGACUGCCCUAGAUGGUUUGGGAGAAGUGGAUAUAGAUCUUGCCAAAGGCAGCGUUCUGGUGCAGACCACUCUUCCAUGGAUUGAGAUUCAACGGCUUAUCGAAGGAACCGGAAGGCGAGCGGUACUAUCUGGUUUCGGAGGUCAGUCUGCUGUUGCGAUUGUAGCCCAUGGAAACGAAUCGAGUAAAGUUCAAGGAGUGGUCCGGUUUUGUGCUUUGGCAGAUAACCAGAAGGGAGCCGUCGUAGAUGGUGUGAUAGAUGGGCUGGAAGCAAGUCGACCCUACAUGCUGAAUGUACACGAGUGCGGGGAUAUUUCAGCGGGAUGCGCCUCCGUAGGUGUUGUCUACGAUUCCAAUGAUAUCGAGUCGGACGAAAAUGGUCGAGCCACGAUUCGGUUCGUUAACGACCGGCUAGCGGUUUGGGAUAUCAUUGGAAGAUCAGUUGUGAUAACAGAAGUAAGCGAGGAUAAAAGACUGUCAUGUGGAAUCAUAGCAAGAUCGGCUGGAAUUUUCGAAAACUACAAAAAGAUAUGUGCAUGUGACGGAGUUACGAUUUGGGAUGAACGGGAGAAGCCUCUUGCUGGAAGUAAACGGCGGGACAAUUCUCAGCUUUAAAAUUGAUGGUCAAACAAACAUGAGGAAAGGUCAUAAAUAGAUAAGUGAAAGCUGUGACGGUAACAAUUAUAAAGCUUAUGAAGCUCAAA
Armigeres subalbatus is the source of this 935-nucleotide messenger RNA. It is a transcript of the gene Ccs, whose product is annotated as copper chaperone for superoxide dismutase. Lineage: Eukaryota; Metazoa; Arthropoda; Insecta; Diptera; Culicidae. The transcript is spliced from 3 exons. Gene Ontology annotation, molecular function: superoxide dismutase copper chaperone activity; copper ion binding. Gene Ontology annotation, biological process: superoxide metabolic process. The record is from RefSeq and is a predicted model, not a curated record. Bases 115 to 846 code for a protein of 243 amino acids.